UACUAGUUAAACCAAUUUCACACACAAAAGGCAAAAGGACCCCCCCUUACCCCCCCCCCUCUCACCAUUUUUCUCUUUCUUGGCUUUGGGGUUUUCCUUGUUCUUCUCCUUCUUCUUCUCUCUGUAAACCCUAUUUUCUGUACAGUCUCUGCAACACUCUCUGGAUGAGUCACCCGUCCGUGACUUUGUUAACUCAGUGAAUACAAGGAGAGAAAGUAGAGGUUGGAUAUGACGACCUUAAGAUCGAGUUUGCCGUCCAGGUUACGGCAACUUCUCUCCAGCGAAGGAGCCAUUGGUCCAUCUAUUAAACUCGACUCUGAGCCUCCCCCCAGAAUAAAGGCUUUUAUUGACAAGGUCAUCCAGUGUCCAUUACAAGAUAUAGCAAUACCUCUUUCUGGUUUCCGCUGGGAGUAUGGCAAGGGAAAUUUUCAUCACUGGAGACCAUUGUUUCUACAUUUUGAUACAUAUUUCAAGACGUACUUAUUUAGUAGGAAAGAUCUUGGCUUGUCUGAUAACAUAUUAGGAGAUGAUAGCCCUUUCCCCAAGCAAGCAGUUCUACAGAUCUUACGUGUGAUGCAGAUCAUAUUAGAGAAUUGUCAUAACAAGGGUUCAUUUAGUGGCUUGGAGCAUUUCAAGCUUUUGUUGGCUUCAACAGAUCCUGAGAUCCUCAUUGCUUCUUUAGAGACUCUUGCUGUAUUAGUAAAAAUAAAUCCAUCGAAGCUGCAUGCAAGUGGUAAAUUGGUUGGGUGUGGUUCUAUAAAUAGCUGUCUCCUGUCACUUGCGCAGGGGUGGGGAAGCAAGGAAGAAGGUCUGGGCUUGUAUUAUUGUGUUACUGUAAAUGAAAGAAGUCAGGAUGAAGGCCUAUCUUUGUUUCCAUCCAAUGUGGAAAAUGAUGGUGACAAGUCACUUUAUCACUUGGGGUCCACCCUUUAUUUUGAGUUGCAUAGUGCCAAUGCCCAAAGCAAUACUGAAGCUGAGGAUGGUGCAGUAUCAACAAGCAUGAGUGUAAUUAACAUACCUGAUCUCCAUGUACGGAAAGAGGAAGAUCUGUCGCUAAUGAAGUUCUGCAUUGAGCAGUACAAUGUUCCUCCUGAGCAAAGGUUUGCGUUGCUGACAAGAAUCAGAUAUGCACACGCAUUCCGUUCCCCCAGAGUAUGCAGGCUUUACAGCAAGAUAUGUCUUCUUGCUUUCAUUGUGCUUGUCCAGGCUAGUGAUUCCCAUGAUGAACUUGCAUCCUUUUUUGCUAAUGAACCCGAAUACACAAAUGAGUUGAUCAGGAUUGUCAGAUCUGAAGAAACCAUCUCUGGAAAUGUUAGAACACUGGCAAUGAAUGCCUUGGGGGCACAAUUAGCUGCUUAUGCAUCAUCACAUGAGCGGGCGAGGAUUUUGAGUGGAUCAAGCAUCAGUUUUGCUGGUGGUAAUCGCAUGAUCCUCCUGAAUGUUUUACAGAGAGCAAUCUUGUCACUAAGCAGCUCAAAUGAUUUGUCAUCAGUAUCCUUUGUUGAAGCUGUUCUGCAGUUUUACCUGCUACAUGUCAUAUCCUCUUCAAGCUCUGGUAGCGUUAUUCGAGGGUCUGGAAUGGUGCCAACAUUUCUGCCUCUUGUAGAGGACGCUGAUCCUGCACAUAUACAUCUUGUUUGCCUGGCUGUGAAAACACUGCAAAAGCUUCUGGAUUAUAGUAAUGCAGCAGUAACCCUUUUCAAAGAUCUAGGUGGAGUUGAGCUUUUGGCUAAUAGGUUACAGAUAGAAGUGCACAGAGUGAUUGACGUGGCUGGAGAUGAUGACAAUUCUAUGCUUAUUGGUGAGCUUUAUAAAUCUAAUGAAGAACAAGUAUAUUCUCAAAAGAGACUUAUUAGGGUCUUAUUGAAGGCACUUGGGUCUGCUACCUAUGCUCCUGCAAAUUCGACCAGAUCACAGGGUUCUAAUGAUGCAUCUUUACCCGCCACUUUGUGUCUGCUAUUUAGUAAUGUGGAAAAAUUUGGAGGUGAUAUCUAUUCCUCGGCCGUGACUGUUAUGAGUGAAAUAAUUCACAAAGACCCGACAUGUUUUCCUGCUCUGCAUGAGUUGGGUCUUCCUAUUGCUUUUUUGUCUUCAGUGAUAUCUGGGAUACUACCGUCUCCAAAAGCUCUUACUUGUGUACCUAAUGGUCUCGGUGCAAUUUGCCUUAACCCGAAGGGACUGGAGUCUGUAAAAGAAACUUCAGCAUUGCGUUUCCUUGUUGACAUAUUUACCAACAAGAAGUAUGUGGUAGCUAUGAAUGAAGGUAUUGUCCCAUUGGCAAAUGCUGUAGAAGAGCUGUUGCGCCAUGUAUCUUCACUGAGAGGUACUGGAGUGGAUUUAAUAAUUGAGAUUGUGAACAGUAUUGCUUCACGCGGUGAUGGUGAACAUGCCGAGUCAUCAGGGAAAUCAAGUGAGACUACUGCAAUGGACACGGACACAGAUAACAGAGAGAGUGUUGCAUCCAGCUCAUUGGCUGAAUCAACUUAUUCAAAUGGGGAAACUAUCAGCAAUGAGCAGUUCAUUCAGUUGGCUGUCUUUCAUGUAAUGGUACUUGUUCAUCGUACAAUGGAGAACUCUGAAACUUGUCGGUUAUUCGUGGAGAAGUCGGGCAUUGAAUCUUUGUUGAAACUACUCCUACGGCCGAGUGUUGCACAGUCAUCUGAAGGGAUGUCCAUAGCAUUACACAGCACCAUGGUCUUCAAGACUUUCACCCAACACCACUCUGCUGCGCUGGCUCGUGCUUUCUGUUCCUUUCUCAAGGAUCAUUUGAAAAAAGCGCUGUCUGGAUUUGAUGUGGUUUCUGGUGCUUUUAUGUUGGAUCCUAAAAGUAUUCCAGAUAGGACAUUCUCUUCACUUUUUCUAGUUGAGUUUCUUUUAUUUCUGGCUGCCUCCAAAGACAACCGAUGGGUAACUGCUCUUUUAACAGAGUUUGGAAAUGGCAGCAAAGAUGUCUUGGAAGAUAUUGGUCGUAUUCAUCGUGAAAUUCUUUGGCAGUUGGCGUUGCUUGAAGAAUCUAAGGUUGAUGUUGAGGAAGGUAGUGCUGGUGUAACUGAUGAGGCACGACAGUCAGAUUUGAGUGCAACUGAUUCUGAAGAACAAAGGUUAAAUUCCUUCAGACAGUUCCUUGACCCCUUACUUCGCAGAAGGAUGUCAGGGUGGAGUUUCGAAUCACAGUUUUUUGAUCUGAUCAAUCUGUAUCGAGAUCUGACUAGAGCUUCUAGUCUUCAGCAACGUCAGACCACUGAUGGUCCUUCAAAUGUCCAGAUAGAAACUAGUCAUCAAUCACAACCAGCAGGUUCUCUUGAUGACGCUGGUGCCAGUAAUCGAAAAGAGGACAAACAGAGGUCCUAUUAUCAUUCCUGCCGUGAUAUGGUGAAAUCCCUGUCAAUCCAUAUCACUCAUUUGUUUCAAGAGAUGGGCAAGGUGAUGCUACUUCCAUCACGUAGGCGGGAUGAUACACUCAAUGUGUCAGCUCCGUCAAAAUCUGUUGCUUCAACUUUUGCUUCAAUUGCUAUUGAUCACAUGAAUUUUGGAGGUCAUGUAACUUCUGGAUCGGAGGCAUCUGUGUCAACCAAAUGUCGUUAUUUUGGCAAGGUUAUUGAAUUUAUUGAUGGUAUUCUGCUGGACAAGCCUGAUUCUUGCAAUGCUGUUAUAUUAAAUUGCCUUUAUGGGCGUGGGGUUAUUCAGUCAGUGUUAACCACGUUUGAAGCUACUAGUCAGUUGCUCUUUGCCGUCAAUAGAGCUCCUACUUCUCCUAUGGAGACUGAUGAGACACAUACCGGGCAGGAUGGAGUUGAGGAUGCGGACCGUUCAUGGAUAUAUGGUCCCUUAGGUUGUUAUGGGAAGCUGAUGGAUCAUCUGGCGACUUCAUCUUUAAUUCUAUCUCCUUUCACAAAGCAUUUACUGACUCAACCUUUGGUAAGUGGUGAUAUCCCAUUUCCACGGGAUGAGGAGACAUUUGUGAAGGUUCUUCAAUCCAUGGUAUUGAAGACUGUACUUCCCGUUUGGACUCAUCCACAAUUCACAGAAUGCAAUUAUGAUUUCAUUGCAUCUGUUCUCAACAUCAUUAGACACAUCUACUCUGGAGUAGAAGUCAAAAACACAAACAGUACUGCUGCUCGUGUGUCUGGUCCUCCCCCAAAUGAAACUACAAUUUCUACUAUUGUUGAAAUGGGGUUCUCCAGGAAUAGGGCGGAAGAGGCUUUGAGGCAGGUUGGUUCAAACAGUGUUGAGCUGGCAAUGGAGUGGUUGUUCUCGCAUCCUGAGGAAGUACAAGAAGAUGAUGAACUCGCCCGUGCCCUUGCCAUGUCACUUGGGAACUCUGGAUCGGAGGUAAAGGAAGAUGUUCCCAAAGAAAGCAGCGUGACCAUUGAAGAAGAAGUGGUUCAGCCUCCUCCUGUUGAUGAGUUGUUGUCCACAUGCCGAAAGCUUUUACAGAUGAAAGACUCUCUUGCUUUUCCUGUCAGGGAUCUUCUUGUGAUGAUAUGCUCCCAAAAUGAUGGUGAACAUCGGUCAGCUGUGGUUUCAUUUAUCGUUGAACAAGUGAAGCUUUCUAGUAAUGUCUCCGAGGAUGAAAACCGCAGCAUUCUUUCUAAUCUCUUUCAUGUUCUUGCUCUGAUUCUUAAUGAAGAUACUGAUGCCAGAGAGAUAGCUGCAAAGAAUGGUUUAGUGAAGGUCUCGUCUGUUCUUCUUUCACAAUGGAUUUCCAGUACAUUUGAUAGGGAGAAAGUUCCCAAAUGGGUGACAGCAGCUUUUGUUGCUAUUGAUCGGCUUGCUCAAGUGGAUCAGAAGUUGAAUGCUGAUAUACUGGAACAGCUGAAGGGAGACGAUGCUACACAGAAAUCAGUUUUGAUAAACGAGGAUAAAUAUAAUAAGUUGCAGUCUUCUUUGUCUCCAAAAUAUCUGGAUGUUCAAGAGCAGAAGCAGCUUGUUGAAAUAGCUUGUGGUUGUAUGAGGAACCAGCUUCCCUCGGAAACAAUGCAUGCUGUGUUGCAGCUGUGUGCAACUCUUACAAGAACUCACUCUGUUGCUGUUAACUUUCUGGAUGCUGGUGGAUUGCAGUUGCUGCUUUCCUUGCCAACAAGCAGCUUGUUUAUUGGGUUUGACAAUAUCGCCGCUACUAUAGUAAGACAUAUUCUUGAGGAUCCCCAGACUCUACAGCAAGCUAUGGAAGCAGAGAUCCGGCAUAAUGUUGUAUCUGCUUCUAAUAGACAGUCAAGUGGAAGGCUCACACCUCGUAAUUUCCUGUUAAAUUUGACUUCUGUUAUUCAGCGGGAUCCAGUGAUUUUCAUGCGGGCUGCUCGUUCUGUGUGCCAGGUGGAGAUGGUUGGUGAACGACCUUAUGUAGUCUUGUUGAGGGACCGUGACAAGGACAAAAAGGACAAAGACAGGGAGAAAGAGAAAUCAGAAGACAAAGAUAAAAUGCAGAAUGCAGAUCUGAAGUCUGGUGUUGGUAAUGUGAGCCAUGGAGUACACGGCAAGAGUCUUGAUGCGAGUUCUAAGAAUGUCAAAGUUCAUCGAAAGCCGCCUCAUAGCUUUGUAAGCGUUAUUGAGCUUCUUUUGGAUCCAGUUGUCAAGUUUGUUCCUCCAUCGAAAGAUGAACCGGCAACAAAAGAGAGCCUUAGUUCAACAGAUAUGGAGAUUGAUAUGUCUGCGAACAAGGGUAAAGGGAAAGCUAUCGCCUCUGCUUCUGAAGCAAGUGAAGCUGAUAACCAUGAAUUGUCUGCAUAUAUGGCUAAGAUUGUUUUCAUUUUGAAGCUUCUGACUGAGAUUCUUUUGAUGUAUACUGCUUCAGUUCACAUUUUGCUUAGAAAAGAUUCUGAAGUUAGCAGUUGCUUAGCUGUUCCUCUACGGACAGGGCACCUUGCUGGUGGAAUUUUUCAUCAUAUUCUUCAUAACUUUUUACCGUAUACCAAGUGUUCCAGGAAAGAGAGAAAACCUGAUGUGGACUGGAGGCAAAAACUUUCAAGCAGAGCUAGCCAGUUUCUCGUGGCAUCUUGUGUUCGCUCCACUGAGGCAAGGAAAAGAAUCUUUACAGAGAUUAACAGUGUGUUUAGUGAUUUUGUUGAGUUUGGAAGUGGUUUUAGGGCACCUGGAAUAGAAAUUCAAGCUUUUAUUGAUCUUCUCAGUGAUGUACUGACGGCUCGCGCACCUACAGGUUCUUCCAUCUCAGCAGAAGCUUCAGCUACUUUCAUAGAUGUCGGUCUGGUUCAAUCUCUGACACGAGCUCUUCAUGUCUUGGACCUGGAUCAUACUGAUUCUUCCAAGGUUGUUACUGGUGUUGUGAAAGUUCUGGAGUUGGUAACAAAGGAGCAUGUCCAUGCUGCUGAGGCCAAUGCUGGGAGGGGAGAACAGUCAACAAAAACUCAGGAUCAUAAUCAAUCUGGAACUACUAUUGAUGCCCUUGCAGUCCUGGCUAAUGAAACUUUAUCACAGCCUAAUGUGAAUUCAGUGCCAACAGAUCACAUUGAGCCCUUUGGCGCAGCUCAAAACUUUGGUGGGUCUGAAGCUGUCACUGAUGAUAUGGAACAUGACCAGGAUAUUGAUGGAGGUUUUGGUCCAUCCAAUGAAGAUGAUUACAUGCAUGAAAGUACUGAGGACACUAGAAAUCUGGAAAAUGGCCUUGAGAUAAGAUUUGAAAUCCAGCCUGAUGUACAAGAGCAUCUUGACGAAGAUGAGGAUGAUGAGGACGAUGAUGAUGAUGAUGAGAUGUCAGGUGAUGAAGGAGAUGAGGUUGAUGAAGACGAAGAGGGGGAUGAAGAACAAAAUGAUCUUGAGGAAGAUGAAGCUCAUCACUUACAACAUCCUGAUACUGAUCAAGAUGACCAAGAAAUAGAUGAAGAUGACUUUGAUGAGGAGGUAAUGGAUGAAGAGGAAGAAGAGGAUGAGGAUGAGGAGGAUGGUGUAAUACUUCGUCUGGGUGAUGGAAUGAAUGGAAUAAAUGUAUUUGACCAUAUUGAAGUUUUUGGUCGAGAGCAUAGUCUCUCCAGUGAAACUUUACAUGUUAUGCCUGUUGAAGUUUUUGGCUCUAGGCGCCAGGGGCGUACGACGUCCAUCUACAAUCUUUUGGGAAGAGGUGGUGACAGCAUUGCUCCUUCACAACAUCCCCUUCUGGUGGAACCCUCUUCCUUGCUGCAAUUGGGUCAGCCACGGCAAUCAGAGAGUAUUCGUGAUGCUUAUUCCGAUAGGAGCUCAGAAGGAACCUCAUCGCGCUUGGAUUCUGUUUUCCGUUCUCUGCGGAGCAGCCGCCACGGUCAACGGUUCAAUUUUUGGUCCAAUGAUAACCAACAAAGUGGUGGAUCAGGUGCCUCUGCUCUUCCACAGGGUUUUGAGGAUUUGCUUGUUUCCCACUUGAGGCGACCAGGCACUGAGAAAUCAGCUGAUCGAGUUACUACAGAGGGGUCUCAGAAUAGAGGUGAGGCCACCCAAUUUGCUGGAUCAGGUGAAAUGGCAACUGAAAGUGUUGUGGAGAACAAUAGCAACAAUGAAGCCAGAGAUGCCUCUGCCCCCUCAACAGUUUUGGAUGAAUCUGGUGGUGCUAAUGUGACACCUGUAGCAAAUGUGUCUUCUCAGGGAACAGAUGCACCAAGUAGCCAAUCUCAACCUGUCGAAAUGCAGUUUGAACAGAAUGAUGUUGCCAUAAGGGAUGUUGAGGCAGUUAGCCAAGAAAGCGGUGGAAGUGGUGCAACUCUGGGUGAAAGUCUUCGAAGUCUUGAUGUUGAAAUUGGAAGUGCAGAUGGGCAUGAUGAUGGUGGCGAUAGGCAAGGUUCAGCAGAUGCUCGAACUAGGAGGACUAACGUAUCGUUUGGAAAUUCUACUCAGGUAAGUGCCAGGGAUGUCGCCCUUCACAGUGUAUCUGAAGCUUCAGAACAUCCAAAUCAAGAAGCAGAACAAAGUGGACCCAAUGAGGAACAGCAACGUAAUGUAGAUGCUGAUUCUGGAUCAAUUGAUCCUGCAUUUUUAGAGGCGCUUCCUGAGGAGUUGCGAGCCGAGGUUCUCUCAGCUCAACAGGGUCAAGCAACUCAACCACAAAAUUCCGAGCCUCAAAAUGGUGGAGAUAUUGAUCCAGAAUUUCUGGCAGCCCUUCCGUCUGACAUCCGAGAAGAAGUGUUGGCACAGCAGAGGGCACAGCGGCUGCAGCAGUCACAAGAAUUAGAAGGCCAGCCUGUUGAGAUGGACACUGUGUCAAUUAUUGCUACAUUCCCUUCAGAACUACGGGAAGAGGUCCUUCUGACAUCUUCUGAUGCCAUUCUUGCUAAUUUAACACCUGCUCUUGUGGCGGAAGCAAAUAUGUUGCGCGAGAGGUUUGCACGGAGGUAUAACCGAACACUUUUUGGUAUGUAUCCUAGAAGUCGUAGAGGCGACUCUAGGCGGAAUGAACAAUUGGACAGGGCUGGUGGAACCCUUUCACGUAGAUCAGCUGGAAGUAAGCCUCUGGAGGCCGAUGGGUCUCCCUUAGUCGACACUGAGGGCUUAAGAGCUUUGGUGCGGUUGCUCCGUGUAUUUCAGCCAAUUUACAAAGUCCCUCUACAGAGGCUGAUGUUGAAUCUCAGUGCACAUGCUGAAACAAGAACUGCUUUAGUGAAAAUAUUUAUGGACUUGUUGAUGCUUGAUGUCGGACAGCCUGCUAAUGAUCUGAAUACUGCUGAACCUCCAUAUCGACUAUAUGGUUGCCAAAGUAAUGUGAUGUAUUCGCGUCCUCAACAUCUUGAUGGAAUUCCUCCAUUACUAUCUCGGCGUGUUCUUGAGACACUUACAUACUUGGCAAAGAACCAUUCUUUAGUUGCAAAGACGCUACUUGAAUUCAGGCUCCCUCGACCAGUGCCAGAAGGGCCAAUAGUUCCGGAUCAGAGGCGAGGAAAAGCUGUUAUGGUUGAGGCUGAUGGACCAGAUAGAUGGCAGCUUGAAGGACAAGUAUCUCUUGCAUUGCUUUUGGGCCUUUUGAAUCAUCCCCUUUAUUUGAGAAGUGUUGCACAUCUAGAGCAGCUGUUAAAUCUGCUAGAUGUUGUAGUCCAAAAUACCGAAAGCAAAUCGAAUGCACGUGAAGAACCUGGCACAUCCUCUACAGAGCAACCGACUGGUCCUCCAAUCCAAUCUGCUACUGAAAUGAAUAAUGAAUCUCAUGCAGCUUCAUCUGAGGUUGAGGACAAAUCUGGAGCAUCAUCCUCUGUCGCAGGCAGAGACCAAAGUACUGAAAGUAUUCUACUUAGUCUACCACAAUUAGAACUUCGACUCCUGUGCUCAUUGCUUGCCAGAGAAGGUCUUUCAGACAAUGCUUACUCUUUGGUAGCUGAGGUACUAAAAAAGUUGGUGGCCAUAGCUCCCGCCAUUUGUCAUUUAUUUAUUACUGAGCUUGCUGGCUCUGUGCAAAGUCUGACCAGAUCUGCAAUGGAUGAGUUAAACAAGUUUAGGGAAGUAGAAAAAGCACUGCUCAGUACCACUUCCACUGAUGGCGCUGUGAUACUCAGGGUUUUACAAGCAUUAAGCUCUCUUGUUGCUUCAAUUGGUGACAAGAACAACGAUAAUCAAAUUAUUUCUGAGAAGGAGCACGGUGCUACUAUCUCCCUGGUUUGGGACAUUAACACAGCUUUAGAACCUCUAUGGCAGGAGCUGAGCACUUGCAUUAGCACAAUAGAGAGUUUUUCUGAAACAGCACCCAACCUGUCUCGCUCAUCCAUUGUUACCACAUCUAAACCUGCUGGAGCAAUGCCUCCGCUCCCUGCAGGCACACAAAACAUUUUACCGUACAUAGAGUCCUUCUUUGUGAUGUGUGAGAAGUUGCAUCCUGGGCAUUUGGGUGCAGGGCAGGAGUUUAGUAAUGCUACAGUUCCUGAUCCAGAAGAAGCUACCGCUUCUGCUAUGCAGCCGAAAACACCUACAUCUGCAACGAAAGUUGAUGAGAAGCACAUUGCUUUUGUAAAAUUUGCAGAGAAGCACAGAAAACUUCUUAAUGCUUUUGUUCGGCAGAAUCCUGGACUACUGGAGAAGUCUUUCUCCAUCAUGCUGAAGGUUCCUCGUUUUGUUGAUUUUGACAAUAAAAGAUCCUACUUUAGAUCUAAGAUUAAACAUCAACACGAUCAUCAUCACAGUCCUCUGAGAAUUUCUGUGAGAAGAGCUUAUAUACUUGAAGAUUCAUAUAAUCAGCUGCGCAUGAGGACAACUCAAGAAUUGAAAGGGAGAUUGACUGUACAUUUCCAAGGGGAAGAAGGGAUUGAUGCUGGUGGACUAACUAGGGAAUGGUAUCAGUUACUGUCCAGAGUAAUUUUUGAUAAGGGAGCACUAUUGUUUACUACGGUUGGCAAUGAAUCAACAUUUCAGCCAAAUCCCAACUCUGUGUACCAAACUGAGCACCUCUCAUACUUCAAAUUUGUUGGGCGAGUUGUUGGGAAGGCGCUAUUUGAUGGUCAACUUCUUGAUGUUCAUUUUACACGGUCCUUCUACAAGCAUAUACUUGGUGCUAAAGUGACAUAUCAUGAUAUCGAAGCUAUUGAUCCUGACUACUUCAAAAAUUUGAAAUGGCUGCUUGAGAAUGACAUAAGUGAUAUUUUAGACCUUACAUUCAGCAUUGAUGCUGAUGAAGAGAAGUUGAUACUUUAUGAACGCAAUGAGGUGACUGACUAUGAACUAAUCCCGGGUGGACGAAAUAUCAGAGUUACUGAGGAAAAUAAGCAACAGUAUGUUGACUUGGUUGCUGAGCAUCGGUUGACAACUGCUAUCCGCCCUCAGAUAAAUGCAUUUUUGGAAGGAUUCAGUGAAUUGAUUCUGCGGGAGCUGAUCUCUAUUUUUCACGACAAGGAACUUGAGUUGUUAAUUAGCGGUCUCCCAGACAUCGAUCUUGAUGACUUAAAGGCAAAUACAGAAUAUUCUGGAUACAGCCCAGCUUCACCUGUUAUUCAGUGGUUUUGGGAAGUAGUUCAAGCUUUUAGCAAGGAAGACAAAGCUCGCCUUCUUCAAUUUGUCACUGGGACCUCAAAGGUGCCGUUGGAGGGGUUUAGUGCACUGCAAGGAAUUUCAGGUUCCCAGAAAUUUCAGAUCCACAAAGCUUAUGGCAGUGCUGAUCACUUGCCUUCAGCACAUACAUGUUUCAACCAGUUGGAUCUACCAGAGUAUCCCUCUAAAGAGCAUCUAGAGGAGAGACUACUGCUUGCCAUUCAUGAAGCCAACGAAGGAUUCGGAUUUGGUUAAAACACCAGUGGGUCUCUGAAUUAGAUUCUGUAGAUAAUUUCCAUGUUAAAAAAGAGAUUUUUUUUUAUACAGGAGAACAGUCCAAGGGCAUUUUAAGUCUGUGAGAUACCUGUCUAUAAUGCUGUACAGUCUAUUUGCUAUGCCAAAUGAUCCUGGCAGUUCUUUUUUUGCCAA
This is a messenger RNA of Solanum dulcamara, 11358 nucleotides long. Its product is annotated as E3 ubiquitin-protein ligase UPL1-like. Gene Ontology annotation, molecular function: ubiquitin-protein transferase activity; protein binding. The transcript is spliced from 17 exons. Bases 229 to 11184 code for a protein of 3651 amino acids. Gene Ontology annotation, biological process: positive regulation of protein catabolic process; protein polyubiquitination; proteasome-mediated ubiquitin-dependent protein catabolic process. NCBI's taxonomy places the organism in Eukaryota, Viridiplantae, Streptophyta, Magnoliopsida, Solanales, Solanaceae. The record is from RefSeq and is a predicted model, not a curated record.